GGUUUCCCUUUUUCUACUUUCUUUCAUCGUACCUUCAGUUACAAUUUUGUAUUCGUACAAUUUAAAGAGUUCUUUUAUUUCUUUUGCAAAAAUAAUCCAUGUACCAGUAAAUUCGUAUGGACCAACCUCACUCAUCCCAUACAAGUCCAGCCGCAGAGUUUAUGGCUGAACAAAGAGGUGGACAGAUAAUAACUGCAUCUAUGCAAGGUACAGAUCGCCACCAGCGGCGGCGGCCAGUUAUCAGGAGAAAUUCUCAGCCUCAGCCUAUGGAAUAUCCGUCCAUGUACUCAAGUGGAGAAUCGAAUCCUUCGUAUUCUUCCAAUUGUUUCAGUUCAGAUCAGCUUCUAGCAUCUGCACUGUAUGGUUCAAGAUCAGAAUCGCCUGUAGAACGUCCAAGUAAUCCACCGCCGCCGCAUGAAUCGACCAAAAUGCCUACAUCCGAAUCCAGAAAUUUACAACCAGCGACCUUCCUCAACGACAAGAGCGGAACCUCGGUUUCAAGGCAACGGUCUUUAACUAGACCUGAACGCCAUCGUCCACGACCAGGCAUGGUGUCGGUCAUGGCCCAUUCAAUGACCAUGGAUCAAUUGAAUAACGCUGCCACGCAGACCGGUCGUGAAAACAAACAUAGAGGAGCCAUUACAUCCAACAGUGGCAUCAUCCGAAUCCCUUUGGGAGCCAUGGAUCAUGCAGAGACGAUGCAGAAACGAAAGGGUUUCAGUUUCGCCCGAUUCAGCUGGUGGGUUAUUCUCUCUCGGCUAGCAACGUGCUGCUUCCCUGGCUGUUGCUUGCGAAUAUGCCUAAAAAAGAACACCAAAAUGGUUCAACAGGCCUGGCGAGAAAAGGUCACAUUGGUUUACAUAAUCUUGUUCUGCUGUGGUGCAAUGGCAUUCCUAACAUUUGGUCUUAAGUACACCAUUUGCAGCGAUCUCGAGACUGAUUCCUACUCUUUCUACAACCAGACAACCAAACUCCGUGAACGCGUCUAUCGAGAAGACGUAGUGGUCCAUGGUCGCAUCUAUCCCUUCCCUAUCAUGCAAGCCUUUCUCAAUACCCAAAAUAUAUCCAUGUCUUCUGACUACAAGAACAUGGAUCUCACGGCCCUGUUUGAUACCGACGUGACAAAUGCUUGUGUAAAAUAUGAUGCCGGUCUAGGGUACGGUCGAGGCACUUUGGGAAAUUGCAUUGUUCCUGGUCCCUAUGGUGGAACUUUACAAAGAGGCGAUUCCAAUUGUAUUCCUUUUCGAACUCUUCACCAUUAUUAUAAGUCCAAAAGAGCCUUAGUCUACGACUGGAGAGACCUGCAGCCUAAUGGCCCAACAGCAAAUGCUGCUAACCCAGUCAAUCUCACUGUAUUGGGCGAUGGAAUUCUUAAUCUCAAUUACUACCUUUCUUCUGGACAAAAGUUCUUCGGCGACAGAGCUGACGUGGUUAUCCGUCAAGCACGAGGACAAGAUGCAUCGUACUUGUUUUCUUCUUGGAGCGAGGUUCAACAAGCAGAGGCCUGUAUGAAUUCACGUUACUACAGCGGAGUCAUAUCGAGCGAUACCAUGGGCUGCAUUAUCAGCCAGCUUAUAACCAGUCUCAUGUUUGCCAUCAUCAUUGGUCUUAUUGUCGUACGAUUUUCAAUGGCGGCUAUAUUUCACUGGUUUGUGGCUCCAAAACUUGUUAAACCAGGAGGCAGGUCAGGUAAAAUUUUAGCUUGGCGAUCCGUUGCUGGCGGAAACAACGACCCUGCCAUUCGUCGACCGCCCGUUGUCGUAUCUGAAGGAGAGCCAGAUACUCCCCCGCCUGCUUCUGUGCCUGUCAAAGUGGACCGUUCAUUUAGUACCUCAUCAGAAAACACCACCAUGUUUGAUGCUGGUAGUGUCGAUACCCAACUAUAUACUCUUAUGCUGGUCACUUGCUAUUCUGAAGGUGAAGCUUCCAUGCGACGAGCCCUAGAUUCACUGGCGAGGACAACUUAUUCGAACCGUCACAAGGUGUUUUUUAUCGUAGCUGACGGUAUGAUCACUGGAUCUGGUAAUACUCGGACCACACCAGACAUUCUUUUGUCCAUGUUAACUCUGUGCAGCGGAAUGGAAGAGCCGAAGAGAUGCACAUAUAUGGCAAUUGCUGAAGGAGGUAAACAGCUGAACAUAGCUAAAGUGUACGCAGGACAUUAUAUGUGCGACGGUCAGAUGUACCCAGCCAUCCUUAUUGUCAAAUGUGGCACAGUGGACGAGCAAAGUUCACCUAAGCCGGGUAAUCGUGGCAAGCGAGAUUCUCAGCUUAUCCUGAUGAGCUUUUUGCAACGUGUUCUGUUCAACGACCGCAUGUCUGUGCUCGAUUAUGAAAUAUUCUGGAAAAUAACUUGGCUCAUGAAAGGUAUUACACCUGAGAAAUUUGAGCUGGUGCUCAUGAUAGAUGCAGAUACAAUGGUGGCUCCAGAUUCUCUAUCUCAUAUGGUGGCCGCCAUGGUCAAUGACAUUACCGUCAUGGGACUUUGUGGGGAAACACGUAUCGCCAACAAGACCGAUAGUUGGGUCACUAUGAUACAAGUGUUUGAAUACUACAUUUCGCAUCACUAUGCAAAAGCCUUCGAAUCUGUGUUCGGUGGUGUUACUUGUUUGCCUGGAUGCUUUUGUAUGUAUCGAAUCAAAGCACCCAAGAAUGGAGCGUGGGUACCGUUGCUAGCGAAUCCAGAUAUCGUUUUAGAGUACAAUCAAAACGUCGUUACUACACUGCAUGCCAAGAACCUCUUGUUCUUGGGAGAAGAUCGAUUUCUCUCCACGUUGAUGCUUCGCACCUUCCCAAAGCGCCAAAUGAUGUUUCUCCCACAAGCCGUUUGCAAAACGGUGGUGCCUGAUACGUUUCAUGUCUUGCUAUCUCAAAGACGACGCUGGAUCAAUUCUACGAUUCAUAAUUUGAUGGAACUCGUCCUUGUAUCUGAUCUCUGUGGCAUUGCCUGUCUAUCCAUGCAGUUCGUAGUGUUCAUGGACCUGCUUGGCACGGCCAUCUUGCCAGCAGCGGUCGUCUUGGCAGUGUACGUGAUUGUUGUAUGCGCUAUGUCCAGUCAGCCUCAAAUACUGCCUAUUGCGGUACUGGUUGCUAUUUUGGGACUUCCCGCUAUUCUCAUCGUGGUCACAACGCGAAAAAUUUCUAUGUUUGGAUGGUUACUGAUAUACAUCUUAGCAUUGCCAGUAUGGAACUUCCUUCUGCCCAUCUAUGCAUUCUGGCAUUUUGAUGAUUUCACAUGGGGAGCCACUCGCCGAGUGCACGGAGACAAGGCCAAUGAAGGCCAUACGGAAGAUGACGGAGACUUUGAUAGCAGCCAAGUUAUUAUGCGCAAGUGGGAGGAGUGGGAAGCUCUUCGGUGGGGUCGCCGUAAGGGGCCGCUACGUAUGACGCUGAUUACUCCGUCUAACGCAUCGACCAUGGACGAAAGCAAGCGGCCCACUCCGGUUUCCCCCCUAAGUCCGACCUUUUUGGAUCGUCAAAAGUUCGGCUCAAGUAGUCCCGUGGCGAGUGUCCGCACAAGCAAUGAAAAGGACAGACGACGAAGAUCAGUACCAGUGUACAUGACACCUUCUCUCAAUCGAUCGAGAGAAUUUCGCCCUGCAACUAGUGCUCAUGGUGUGGACUUCCAAACCUACCGAAUGUCGGAGGACUUCAGUACAGCAAAGCAAGGCGCAUUGAAAAGUGAAGGCUACUUCGGACCGCAAUCCAUGGUGUCCUUACCUCCUCAAGACACGGAAUCUUCCAGUGUGACGGUUGGUUCUCACUCCAUGUACUCUAGAAGACCGUCGGAAGCAACCAAUGCUAGCGGAUUCGGAAGUGAAGGUGCGUCAAACGAAAAUGACCACUAUUCGGCAGAGGAAUGGACGUCAGAGGUAGCAUCGACGUUGCAGCAGGUAUUACAGCAACAUCGAUGAAGGAAUGAAUUUAUUCAGCAUUUAUUUAGAAUAAAAAUACAUCACCAUGGAUAUCAUUGUCAUGGCAACGUGUCUCUA
Messenger RNA from Umbelopsis ramanniana AG, 3992 nucleotides. RefSeq lists its product as uncharacterized. The transcript is spliced from 10 exons. Gene Ontology annotation, molecular function: chitin synthase activity. The record is from RefSeq and is a predicted model, not a curated record. Lineage: Eukaryota; Fungi; Mucoromycota; Umbelopsidomycetes; Umbelopsidales; Umbelopsidaceae. Bases 117 to 3914 code for a protein of 1265 amino acids. Gene Ontology annotation, cellular component: cell periphery; cell septum.